AUGAUCAAGCGUCACGGUGCCUUGUUCAUUUUGGAGAAAUUAGAAAUCUCAAGAACUCUCACGAAUCCCUUUGCAGAAUCAGACAUCGCGAAGGAUGUCGGGACAACCUUUUUAAAGAGCGCUGCGAAGGAGAGUGGCAAGCAAGCCGUGGAUUAUGAGAAAGACCAUGGCCAAGAACAGUUAGCUGAAGCAAGACAAAAGAUGGAUCAAGCCAAGGCAGAGGCUCAGCAAAUGGCUGCAAAUCACGCAGGGAGAGGCGACACUUCCGAGUCUGCAGACUGUCAGUUGGCGAAAGUCGAAAAAGCGUUCCUUGUUUGA
This is a messenger RNA of Laccaria bicolor S238N-H82, 318 nucleotides long. RefSeq lists its product as uncharacterized. The transcript has 4 exons. The record is from RefSeq and is a predicted model, not a curated record. The coding region runs from base 1 to 318 and encodes 105 amino acids. NCBI's taxonomy places the organism in Eukaryota, Fungi, Basidiomycota, Agaricomycetes, Agaricales, Hydnangiaceae.